GAGAAGAAGAUGUUUCACUGUGGAGUUGGAGACAGAUGAGAAAUCACUGUCAGACGCUCCAAACGGGAAUAACGACGCUCUUAUUUGAAUAAAGACAGUUUCUUCAUCUAAUGUGGACUAUUUAGAGGAGUUUAAGAUGCAUACAACCCGCAGUCCUUCCGCAUCCAUCCAGGCAGGAGCAGCUGGAGACACACUGGACCUCAGUUUAAAUGGCUCUCAGCUCACAAUGGGCCGCAGACCGAGCAGCGCUUCUCCUGGAAAACACUUCUCUCGAUCCAUAUCUGUGUCCGUGGCAUACGACGGCCGAGGCAAGCGAAACACAUUGACUGAUGCUGGAUUGGGAAGCUCACGGGCAAUUAAGAACCUGCGUCGAUCUAACAGCACCACACAGGUGAACCAGCAGGCCAACACAAGCCUCAGUGAAGGCCACACAGAAGACUUCCUGGCUCUCUUCAACAGCAGCUCUGAUGGACGGCGAAAACUUGCCAGCCUCUCCAAGAUGUCCAAAGAUCGAACCACCUGGAAUAUUCUGGAUGACCAGCCGAGAGUGUUCCCUGUACCCAGCAGCUCUCACAGUACCUGCAGUAUGGAUUCUCCUACAGGCCUGAAGAAAAGGGAAGCUGGAGUCUCUUUGGCUGCCAACUUCACUGCCAACAACAGGAGUAAUAAAGCAGCUGUGGGUAACGCAGUGACCACCAUCCUUCAUAACAACCACUCAGAGAAACCCCUCACUCCCAAGAGCUCCAAUCAGAAACCCUCCUUUAAUAACCUAAUCAAAGCCACUGUAAAUGACGAUGUGACGCUGGAUGUGAGCGGUUCUCUCACUAAGUCUCAGAAGAACUUCUCCUCUGCAUCAUCAAGCUCCAACAACAACGCUCCUCGCAGCCCUCGAAGCCCAGGUCAGCCACGCAGACGAGAGGUCACCGAGGAGGAGGCCGAAAGGUAUAUUCAGCAAGUGAACCAUGCUGCUAUUAUCAUCCAGCGUUGGUAUCGUCGACAUGUCAGCAGUAAGAGAGCUAAUGAGAAUACAAUCAAACAGCUCCUUGCAUCUAAGAAGAAGGAGAGAGAGCAGAGAGCAGAAGAGACAAAAACCACAGAGUCACUGAAAAAGAAAGAAGAUGAUCGAAAACGUAUCAGAGAAGAGAAAGCACGUCUGGCUCGACUCACUGCCAUACAGGAGUUGCAGCAUAAAAGAGCUCAACGAGCAGCAGAGGUACAGCAAAUCGCAGAGCAGGAAACAGAGGCACUACGGCAUCCUGGGAAAGUAGGGCGUAAAAAACUCACCAAAAGUUCACCCACUUCUCCUACAGAUAUCAAGGCUAAAAAUACAGAUUCUAAUGUCAAUGUGGUGUCUGAUCUGGAUGAUGUGACGAAUCUGAGGGCUGCUUCGCCUGCUGGUUCUGCUUGCAGAGUAUCUCAGUGUUCUCAGGAGAUCCUCCAGAGGUCUGUGAGCAUGGAGGAUCAGCGACAGGGGGCGUCAUCGAGCAGAGCGCAGUCAAAAACCACUCUCAAUGACUUGUUGGACACUCUGAAGCUCUUAGAAGAGGAGCCAGAGAGACUGUCAGAGCCUAAGAGCUACAGGAAGGACAAAUAUUCCUGGAUUGACGAGGAUGGAGAUUCCAACUCCCUGACGACUGAUAAUGUGGAGCGUCACAGACAGCUGAGUCAAACUCCAGCUCUUCCAGAUGGGGGCGCUCUGCUCUCAGAAGCCAAACUGCAGAGCAUUAUGAGUUUUCUGGAUGAGAUGGAGAAAUCGGAGCAGGAGAGACCACGCUCAGUCACCUCUGGAUCACAUAGAGAGGUGGUGUUGUCAGAGGAAGAUCUAGCAGUUGUUGAACAAGCCUCGGCCACAGCUGCUGAGGUCACCGGCUCUAUGAUGAGACUCAGACUGGAGCUGGAUGAGAAAAAACGCACCGUCAAUAUGCUACAGACUGCACUGGCCCAGCAGAGGGAGCUGACGAUCCGACAUGUGAAGGAGACAGAGAAAGAGCUUAAUCAUACGUUUCAGCUACAGAAAGAGCAGUAUGAAGCUACAAUACAGAGACACCUGACAUUUAUAGACCAGCUGAUUGAUGAUAAAAAGGCCUUGAGUGAACGCUGUGAAGAAGUAGUGGGUGAACUCAAGCAAGUGGAUCAGAAAUACACUAAGAAGAUCGCCCAGAUGCAGGAGCAACACGAGUUGGUGUGGCAAAUUCUGGGUCCCAUGUGUGAGGAGAUUAAGAAGCUAAAAGAGUUAAUGAGUGCUACAGAAAAGGUCCGACGGGAAAAAUGGAUCAACGAGAAGACCAAAAAGAUCAAGGAGAUCACUGUAAAAGGUCUAGAACCCGAAAUUCAGAAGCUGAUCUCCAAACACAAGCAGGAGCUGAAGAAGCUGAGAGUUCUCCAUGAGGCAGAGCUCCUCCAGGCGGACGAGAGGGCCGCUCAACGCUACGUCAGACAGACCGAGGAGUUACGGCAACAGCUGGAGAAAGAAAAAGAUGAACAGUGCCAGAGAGAAAGAGAAUUGGCUAAGCAGAGGUUCGAGAAGCAGCUGCAGGAAGAGGAGAACGUGCUGCAGCAGCAGAGGAGGCGUCUGUAUAAAGAAGUGUCGGAGGAAAAAGAGCGUCUCACACAACUGGCAGCCAGGCAGCAUGCAGAACUGGAAGACUUAAGGAAGCAGCUGGAGGAGAACAGCUCUUUGGCUGGAAGAGCAUUGAGAGAAGAGCUGGAGAAGAGCAGGGAUGAGCAGGAGAGACGUCAUCAGGUUGAAAUAAAGGCCCUGAAGGAACGACUCGAAAUUGAGAAACAGACAUGGGAGGAAAAUUAUAUGAAAAAAGAGGAAGCAUGGCUGUUGAGUCGAGAGAGGGAGCUGAAGGAGGAAGUGCGUCGUGGAAGAGACAAAGAGAUCGAACUGGCCAUUCAGAGGCUGGAGGUGGAGACCAGAGAGGCCAGAGAGGAGUGUGAGCGAGCAGCUGACAACCGGAUGAAGCGUGUGAGGGAGAAAUAUGAAGCCGAGCUAAGGGAUCUGGAGCAUUCAGAGCGGACAGCGCUGCAGAAACAGCAGGAGAUGAGGGAGAAACACAGUGAGAUGGAGGCCGAGCUUCUCCGACUGCAAUCUCUUUUACGACAGCGAGAGCAGGAGAUAAGCGACCUCACCCAGACCCGUGAUAAGUUAUCAGAAGAGCGUCGCAGCCUGUCAGAAGUCAUCAGACAAGAGUUUGCGGAGCGGCUUAUAGAGCUGGAGGAAGAGAACAGGAGGAUGAAAAUGGAGGUCUCGGAAGCCAAAGCUCGACUCCGCUUAGAAAUAGAGCGAGUGACCAGAGAAAAGGAAGAGGAGCUUGCAGAAGUGCAUCAGAGAGUGAAGUCAGCUAUAUUGAAGAAGGAAGAGACUGUUAACAACCUGCGGAAGCAACAUGAGGCUGCAGUGAAGAGAGCAGAUCAUCUCGAGUCGUUGCUGGAGCAGCAGAGAAAACAGCUGUUAGGAAAAUGAAUGACAAGUUAGGGCACUGAACCCCCUAGAGAUCCCUUCCCUUCUGUCAUACCGUCCUCUUGCACAAAGAAAGCGUUUCUUUAUUUGUUUUUGUUUUUUACAUUUCUUUGGUUGUUUGGAUGAACUGAUGGAUUCUGGAUGGACGUUUUGGUUCCACCAGACCUCUCAUCCAUAAAGGCGGCCUUUGUCAUUCCCAUGGGAACAAGGCAAGAAAUAAGAGAGGAAUUUAAUCUUCUCCAUGACUCCUGGAGAGGCUUUUGUGUCGUCUCUCUUGCACGGAUAUGACCAAAUUACAGACUCUUUUCAGCCACCGCUUUCACACAGCAAAUCAAAUGAACAGUAAUUAAAAUUGAAACACAAUUUCCUUACUAGAGUUUAGAUCCAGUCUGUUGUUGAAUCUUACAGACUCGUGAAAAUCUGCAUAUUUCACCCCCCAUACUCAGAAAAUAUAAAUCACAAUUUGGUCCCACAUUAAGUGGCCUUAACUACUAUGUAUUUACAUCAAAAUAUAAGAACAAUGUACUUAAUUUGUUCAUAAUGUAUUGCAGAACACUUCUGGUGCUCUUUGGGUCAGGUUUGCUAGUAUGGGUAGGUUUAAGGGUGGGUUAAUGUGUAAGGAACAGUCAACAGUGUAAUUGCAAAUGUAAUUACAUAAGUUUAUUACAGAUGUGAUUACAUGCAGAUAUUUAAUCAGUCAAAAGUACAAUGUAAAACAUUUAUAAAUGGAAAUAUUUAAUAUUAAUAUUCAAAACAAAUGAUCAAUCAGUGUAAAUACAUAUUAGUUAAGACUAUUGAUAUAAAGUGGGUCCCAGAAUUUUACUUUACCACUGCAAAUUAAAGUGACAGUUCACCCAAAAAUGAAGAUUUAUUAUCAAUUUACUCACCUUGUAAUUUCAAAUAUUUAUGAGUUUCUUUUUACUGUUGAACACAAAGGAAAUACGUUGACAGAUAUUUGAAAUCAGAGCCAUUGAAAGGGAAUGCCUGCAACAUUCUUCAGAUACCUUCUUUUGUGUUUAACAGAAGAAAAAGAUUAACCUCAAACAAAAAACCAACAUAGGCUCAUUCUGAAAACGUAGUCCUAUAUACAUUUCUGGAGAUCACGAAUUAUGUUGGCUGAGCUACGUGUGGCUGCUUUUCAUUUUAUGCAUUUCGCUUACCUCUGUAUGGACGGAUUUUCUGCUGUUACCAGUUUGUCUGGUAGCUCGACAUGUUCGUCGGUGGUCUUGAGAUGCAGAGCGGAGUUGACCGCUACAACGGGGUUCGAGUCCGGUGAAGAACAGUUCCAUAAAGCUUAAGACAAAAACAGAAUCCAAAAAAUAAAAUAAACAAGUAAAUAACAGGGUGAGAAUGUGGUAAAAUCUGAAAAUGUGGUAAAAAUCAGGGUUUUUUUCCAUUUCUGGAUUGCUUUGUUAAACAUUGCGGUUAGGUUUAGGGAAGGGAGAGGGUGGGUCAGUCGAUUGGUCGAUCAGUCAGUAGACAGUCAGUCGAAGCGGCCUCUGGUGGAUUUACGUGAGAACAGCAGGAGCGAAUGGCACUCGCAAGAGAAAUUUGAGAUCUGAAAAAGCAUACACAGCGCCCUCUGGUGGAUUCGCGAAAACAAAAACUGCAAAAAAACAUAGCUCCUGGGACGUAUUUUUCUCUCACCAGAAAUGUAUAUAGGGGUACGUUUUCUGAAUGAGCCUGGGUUGCAAAAAACAUUAUAUUGCAGAAAUAUAUUAUUUAAGUUGUAAAGUAUUUAUGCAGCAUGAUUUUAUGUUUAAUUUAUGCUUGUGUUAUUGCUAUUUUCACUCCUAAUUUAGUAAAAAAAAAUUUAAAUCACACUCAAAAACUUUCUAAAGUAGGCUAAUGACAGUUCACAUUGUGGUAACGUGAUGAAUCACCAUGGAAAAUGUGACGAUGCAAAAUAGCAGUUCUUACAUUUGAUUAUUUGGAAAUGGGUGUAAAAUCUGCACGCCUUUGUGAGUUUCACCCAAGAAACUGGAAAGCCCCAUUUCGCCGGGCACAAAGGCAUGCACAGUAAACUGUUCCAGAUGUUUCUGUAACCUCAUGCCGUCUCCCCGUCUCUCCUCCACACUGAAAUAUAGGGAAAUGGGUGGAGAUUACAGUGGACAGGAGACGAGGGAGGAGAAGUUGGCUUUGAAAUGGAGCAGAGAAGUUAACCCUUCAUAUUAAAGAGAGGAGGCUAAUCCCCCAUCAACACAAACAUCCCCACUCCCCACUCCUUUUGUUGUUGAAUACAGAUACCUUUUGUCCCGGUGCCUCACAGGGCUGUUUCUAAAUUACAGGAGAUGUCCCAGAAGCCCCCAGGAAACCCAAACAUGCUCACACAGAGCCCUCGGUGAAGCCCAGCUCUAGUUCAGAUGUCAGGGAGUGAUGGCAGCGCAGCUAGAAGAGAGAGAGAGUUUUAGAAGGUAUGUUGGCAGUAAAGCUGUAGAUGGACAAGAUAAGUAUAGAGUGUCUCCUUAGGUAGACUGUAGAUUGAGCGGCUCUCAUGGUACGUUUAUGUACAUGAUGAGAUAAGGUUGAGGUUGAGAUGGAUGUAGAAAGUUGGGUAGAUGAAUGAAAAAUAAAAAUUCAGAUGGUUAGAUAUUUAAGAGCAGUGUGUACUGUAUGAUGGGACAGAAGAGCUGGGUUCAUAUGGAGCUAAGAAUAUGCCAAAACAAUAUGAAUUUGAAUUGCGUUUAAAUGACCAUUGUAAUUUAAUAAAUCUGAAUUUUCGUUUGCCAUUAAAUUGGUUUUGAAUUUGAUUUUCUUAAUUUGAAUUUGAAUUUCUUGACUUGAAUAUUGAACAUCUGAAAUGUAAGACAACUGAUUUUUUAAAGGUUGAAUUUAUUUAUUUAAAUAUUUUUAAAGAUUUAUUUUUGACCUUUUUGCCUUUAUUAGAUAGGACAGUAAUGAAACGGGAAACAAAAUGGGAGAGAGAGGAGGGGGGUAGCAUUGGGAAAUGUACUCGAGCCGGGAUUCGAACUUGGAACGCUCUGACGUGCUGCUGCACCAUAUGUCGGUGCGCUAACCACUAGAAUUUUUUUAUAGACGUAUUUUGAAACCUCCGAUUUUUUUGUGUUCUGAAUUGAUAGACUGCAGCUAUCCAGUUUGUAAAAAUACAGUUUAAAAAUUUCAAGAUGAAGAAAUUCAGAACAUCAAAUUCAAUAUUCUAAAAUUCAAAACCAGAAAUUCAGAUUCAGCAGAAAGUAGUUCAAUAAUUGGUCAAUAAAAAUGGGAAAAUGGUCAAUAGUUCAAAUGAACACAAUUCAAAUUCAGAUUGAUUUGGCAUAUUAUUAGCUCCAUAGGUUCAACAAAAAAGUGACUAUUGUUUGAUGAAUAUGGUCUUCCUGAAUCAACGUUGUCUCAAAGUCACAUAAAUUAGCCAUGGAAAUGAAAUCAAAUUAAAUUGUAAAUAAAUAUAUACGUGUGUGUGUGUGUGUGUGUGUGUGUGUGUGUGUGUGUGUGUGUGUGUGUGUGUGUGUGUGUGUGUGUGUGUGUGUGUGUGUGUGUGUGUGCAUAUGUAUAUGCGACACAUUUUUAGAGUAAAUGGUGCAGUUGUUACAGUAAUAAGUGCUAAAUGUAUUCAAACUGAACUGAAAAUUAAAGUAUAAUAGAAAAUAAAAGCAAAUUAAAGAAACUAAAUUACUAAAGGUUCAAAUAAAACUGUAAAAUAUAUACUUUGAAAAUGUUAAAUGAGAAUAUUUAUAAAAACACUUAUAGUAUUUCAUUAAAACAGAACCAUAAUACUGCUCCAAGCCAUGUAGGAAUGUCUGAGCAAAUUAUUAUUAUUUUAUUUAAUUUCCAAUCAUAUUUUUUAAAAGUUGUCUCUAAUUUAUUAGCCUGAAUAAUAGCAACUAAAAAGACCAUCAAAAUGACAUGGAAUUUAUUGAGAGAUAAUAACACAGUGCAUCCUGGAACGACAUCCGCCAAAUGGAUUUUAGAGUAAGGUGUUGGAGUGGUUAGUUUUAGGACUUCUUAUCACAUUCUUAUCAAUCUUUCUUUUGUAAAGGAUUGCUUAUUUGGAAAUUAAAUAUUUACACAAAUGUCAUCCGGUUACUACCACAUAAUAUUGAUUCAGGAACGCCUAUUUCUUGGUUAGAUGAUAUCACUCGUGAUGCUUGACAAGUAGAACGUGUUACGUGAUCAGCAUCCUUGUUGAUUCAGAUUUGAGAGAUAAGUUUUCAAUGUUGUAUGCCAAGUUUAGGUUUAGAAGCAAGGAUUAAGGGCUUCUACAUCAUACUGGUUACCUAUUUUACCCUCAGGAUAUGUUAUAAAUAGAGAUAGGUUUGUUGUAGAAUUUUUUGACCAAAAAUGUUGCUCCAGAAUCUAAACAAACUUGUCAAACUCAGCAUGACUGAGUACAUUCUGCAGCUUAAAAUAAAGCUAAAUGCAUUCCAAUCAUUUUUGGUUUUCACAACGUUAACAAUGCAUUUGAACCCAAGAGAGGAACAGAAACAAAUGGGGUUGGGGAGCUGGAGCUGGGGUUGCAGGAUGCGGGGGAGGUGCUUUAAAACUCCCCAAACUCUCCAUUGUUUUGACGUCUUAUCUUUUCCCCCUUUCCUGCAAAACAUUCACAACAAUUGCAUCCCUGCUCUAUCAGGCAACACACAUUUUAAGUGGAAAAAUUGCAUCACAUGCCAGAAAAGCAUGUUAAGCCUGUUAGUCAGUUUAGGCAAAUUUGAGGUCCUCCAUUCUAAGGGAACAUACUUAAAAUGCUCUGUUGAAGUUAAGAAGUGCCAAAGUAAAUCGCUUAUCAUAAGUUGAACAAUCAACUUCCCACUGCUUGUUAUGUACCAUUUUUUGUUUGAUGGAUUUUAUUGGUCAGAUUCUUCCUGAAAUGUGAGUGAUUUAGUGAGUAAAGCCGUGCUGAAAAGGUCAGAGUGAAAAGUGCCUCAUUCCUGUUCUCCAAUGAGUGGAUCAGGUGUCUCAUUUCAGGACAGAGAGAGGGACCCCAGAGUGUCCUUGCUGGAGUAUAGAGCCGGCUCUGUCAUGGUAAAAAACUGUGGUGCAAUUUAGUGAGUCACCUGUUGACAUCACACUUAAAUGUGUGUAGGUGCAUCCGAGGUCAGUUGGAUGCAGUAUAUUAGAACCGACCGGUGGGAGGUUCAACACAUUACGGCAUUCUGAGAAUGUUUCAAAUGCAUUUCAUGAAGGUUAGAAGUUCAUUUUGGCAGCAGAUGCAGGUCCUUGGCUGUCUUUCUGUCUUCGAAUGGCAGUGUGCUUGGCAUGGCCGGUGUGUGUCAGAUGCGCUCGUGCCAAUAAGCCAUUCUUUUGUGAGUGUAGUGUUUAAUAUCCAAGCGCCGGUCGCCAUUUUACUGGCCUGUGGUCUGAAGAAACAUGGCUUUUAUUAUAUGAUAUUUUACCCUUAAAUUUGACCCUUUUAAGUUUUGUUGUUGCAUGUUUAAGUUUUUAAGUAAUGAAAUGUGCCCUUUAACGUGUAGCUCUUACUUUAAUUCUUCCUGUCUUUUGACCAAGUUUAAUAGUUGAUUUCCAACAGUGAAGAAAAGAAUCUUUGACUUUGUCCAUAUGAAAAUAAAUCUUGAAAAUGA
Molecule: messenger RNA, 9003 nt
Organism: Danio aesculapii
Lineage: Eukaryota; Metazoa; Chordata; Actinopteri; Cypriniformes; Danionidae
Gene: cep131
Product: centrosomal protein 131
Exons: 27
Coding region: 137-3469 (1110 amino acids)
Biological process (GO): cilium assembly; regulation of centrosome duplication; intraciliary transport involved in cilium assembly
Cellular component (GO): centriolar satellite
Source: RefSeq, a predicted model, not a curated record